ACGAGGGCGGGCGAGAUUUGCUGUUCCUGGGGGCGGGUCUCGCCUCAUGCGCGCCCAAUGGGAUGCCGUGGUGCAUAGAAUUGCCGUGCGGUCCGUGGAGUUGGUAGGGUGAUGCGUGCUGUCCGUUUGUGAGUCUAGAGGAUCGAGGUGAUCUGUUUGUUGCUCAGGUCGUCUUUGUUGUUGGUCCUUGUGUCAUGGUCUGACGGUUUCGAAAUCCAGUGGAUUGGUUAGGUUGCUGGGAGCGGCCGACGGCGGCGUGCCCUGCUAUAGCAGAAUGAAUUCCAUUAUUGUGUAUUCUUGCAUUUCAUACUUAUUACGAACUGUUAUGAUAGGGCAUGAAGAUAACAUGCUGUUAGCCACUCUUAUUAAAAAGGAUAUUCGAAUGCUAUAUAAGGAAAGCAAAAGGCAUUAUAGACUCUCAGUCUGCAUAACUGCUCAUCCAACCCAGCAUGAGGUAUCAUCAUUAGCUACGGGUUGAUUAUAGGGGUUCUGUUCGGCCGCAGCUAAAAUCGGCCUGCAAAACCGUUUUUCUGCGGGUUGACAAUAUGCAGGGUCUGCUAGAGAUGCUCUAAUCGACGUGGGAGUCUCUUGGAUGGGAUAAUGGAAAUUUUGUUUUCAGCCCAGAAAGCUUGGGCCGUUCCACCAAAACAGCUGGUGUCCGGAUCCCACCCUAUAUUUUCCUCAUCUCUUCGUCGGCCUCCCACUUUUCUUCCAGCCCGCCGCCGUCGCCAUUGAUGCCCGCGCGCCGUCCCCAAAAUCCCCCGUCCACACAUAGAUCGGCGCCCGACGCUCAGACGUCCGUCCCCGAUCUCCCCGCAUCCGUUCAGAUCUGCUCGUGCCGGCCUCCGCAGUGGCUUUAGCUUCCAGCCAGAUGCCGCGCGACCUGUCAAGGUCGCCGCCGCGCCGGCGCCGGCCGUCGCCAUCCCCGCUUCGCCGCGGACCGGGCUACAGGGAGCGCGUGCCCAGCCGCAGCAGGUCCCCUUAUCGCCCCUCCUAUAGAAGGAAGAGCCCUUCACCUUCCUCUCCCAGGAGGCGCAGGAGUCCAUCCCCAUCAAAAAUCCAUUACAAAAGAAAGAGAAGGCCGAGUGUCACUGGUUCUCCAGUUGCCAAAUCGAGUCCCCAUCUUGGAUCUACAGAGAAUAAGAAUGCCGUUGAUAAGCAAAGGCUAGAAGAAGAAAAGAAAAGGCGUCAAAAAGAAGUUGAACUAAGGCUAUUAGAGGAGGAAACUACAAAAAGAGUUGAGCAAGCUAUUAGGAAACAAGUUGAGGAUAGUUUGAAUUCUGAGGAGAUCAAACAUGAAAUACAGCGUCGAAUUGAUGAAGGGCGAAAAAGGAUACACGAGGAGGUAGUUGCCCAAAUUGAGAAAGAGAAGGUGUCCGCCUUGGUCGAAGCCCAACAGAGAGCGGAACGUGAGAAGAAAGAGCGAGAAGAGCUAGAGAAGAAGCUCGAAGAGGAGCGAAAGAAAGCAGAGGAGGCUCAGAUGAAGGUAGCGAUGGAGCAGCAGCAGAAAGAGCUGGAGCGGUACCAGGAGCUGGAGAGGCUUCAGAAGGAGAGGGAGGAAGCCAUGAAGCAGAAGCAAAUGGAGGAGCAGCAGCAGAAGCAGAACCAGAUUAAGCUGCUGGGCAAGAACAAGUCGCGACCAAAGCUGUCGUUCUCUUUUGGGAUGAAGUAGAUCAGUCUAUUGCCAGGGGAGGGGAAAUUAGCGCCGUAGUUUGCAUUUGUAACCAUUUGUCUGAAACCGAUGAUUGCUGGUAAGUCGGUCGCGCGAACGAUCGUGUUGUGUUAAAAGCUGUUUUUAUCA
This is a messenger RNA of Triticum aestivum (bread wheat), 1801 nucleotides long. RefSeq lists its product as uncharacterized. Lineage: Eukaryota; Viridiplantae; Streptophyta; Magnoliopsida; Poales; Poaceae. Gene Ontology annotation, molecular function: cadherin binding. The coding region runs from base 872 to 1672 and encodes 266 amino acids. The transcript is spliced from 4 exons. The record is from RefSeq and is a predicted model, not a curated record. Gene Ontology annotation, cellular component: mitochondrion; nucleoplasm.